This is a messenger RNA of Pangasianodon hypophthalmus (striped catfish), 3572 nucleotides long. It is a transcript of the gene chrnb1l, whose product is annotated as cholinergic receptor, nicotinic, beta 1 (muscle) like. Lineage: Eukaryota; Metazoa; Chordata; Actinopteri; Siluriformes; Pangasiidae. Gene Ontology annotation, cellular component: synapse; postsynaptic membrane; neuron projection. The transcript has 11 exons. The coding region runs from base 633 to 2117 and encodes 494 amino acids. The record is from RefSeq and is a predicted model, not a curated record. Gene Ontology annotation, biological process: nervous system process; signal transduction; chemical synaptic transmission. Gene Ontology annotation, molecular function: acetylcholine-gated monoatomic cation-selective channel activity; transmembrane signaling receptor activity.
CCACAGCAGAUAAAGCCAGGAGCCGAGUGACUGAGAGACAGAUGGUAAGGGAGAAGGAAUGAAGGAAAGAGAAUGAAAGCAUGAAAGUGUGGCAUGUUGAAAGGUGUCUCAGAGAUGUGCCGGGUGCCUACUUCCUGUGUGUGUGAGAGUCCGUGUCCUCUCUGGCCUCUGGAGGGGAGAAGCUCCUGCUGUCUGCUUUACUUUGUUCUCACUGCCAAAAUACCCCUAUUGUGGUAGAUUCCCCCUCUCGUUCAAUUACCGAAAACACAGACACAGCCACACACACACACACACACACACACAAACCCAUCAACAGGUGCCUCAGAGUAUGUGACCAUUCCCUACAUCCCAUAAUUCUCUGUCCUGCCAAUCAUCCCACAGAUCUACAGAGCACUGAAACUCAGAGAGGAAAGAAAGGAUGGUGUGACCAUACCAUGGUUCAGGGGGAAAAGCUGCAUUCGGUCACAGGAGCCGUGUUCACGUCACUGACGCAACUAUUUUCUGAGCAAACCUCUGAUCGGAAGAGCAAGGACAGGGAUCCAGUGUGUAUCCAAGAGUGAGAGUGUGUGCCACGUGCUGCACAUCACUAUCUGGUAAAGCGGCCAGUGUGUGACGUGAGUCAAACAGGCAAAAUGGAGCCAGGAAUGAAGGUUCUGCUUUGGGUACUUUAUUCCAGUAGCAUGUUCGCUCUCACAGGAGGUUCUGAGGCAGAGCGGAGGCUGUUGCAGGAUCUAUUUGAGGAUUAUAACCUGAAGGUGCGUCCUGCUCGGGCCUGGAACGAGACAGUGAUGGUCAGAGUCGGGAUGACGCUAGUGCAGCUCAUUAGUCUGGAUGAGAAGAAUGGAGAGAUGACAACGAAUGUAUUCAUGAACAUGGCAUGGUCUGACUACAGGUUGUCCUGGAAUCCAAAGGACUAUGACAAUAUUGAUGUUAUCCGAAUCCCCCCUACCAAAGUAUGGCGUCCAGACAUCUACCUAAUCAACAAUAACGAUGGGCAGUUUGACGUUGCUCUUUAUGUGAAUGUGCUGGUUAAUAGCGAUGGCACAGUUUCCUGGCUGCCUCCAGCUAUAUACCGCAGCUCCUGCUCCAUUGAGGUGGCCUAUUUCCCGUUUGACUGGCAGAAUUGCACAAUGGUGUUUCGCUCGUAUACGUAUGAUGCCUCAGAGGUGGAUCUACAGUACAGCCUGGAUGAGGAUGGAAAAGAGAUUCAUGAGAUAGUCAUAGAUGAAAAUGCUUUUACUGAGAAUGGAGAGUGGCAGAUCUGCCACAAACCCAGCAGGAAGAACAUCCAGGAGGACCUCUAUGAAGACAUCACCUUCUACCUGAUCAUCGAGAGGAAACCACUGUUCUACAUCAUCAACAUCAUCGUGCCUUGCAUCCUUACUAGUGUGUUGGCUAUAUUCGUUUUCUAUCUGCCACCAGGAGCAGGAGAGAAAAUGACUCUGUCCAUCUCUGUCCUUAUUGCCCUCACUGUCUUCAUGCUCCUGCUUGCUGAUAAAGUCCCUGAGACAUCUCUGGGAAUCCCAAUUAUUGUGAAUUAUGUGAUGUUUACGAUGAUCCUGGUGACCUUCUCAGUCAUCCUCAGUGUUGUGGUGCUAAACCUGCACCACAGGACCCCCAGCACACAUUAUAUGCCCAUCUGGGUGCGCAAGGUGUUCAUCAACUUCCUGCCUCCCUACCUGGGUGUACUCAGACCCCGCCCAGAAGAACCUGUACAGAAGGAGGAGCCUAAAGAGGACCCUCCCAUAGCCCGUGCUGACUACAAUCUCAGGCCCGGAGGAGAAUAUUUCAUCCGAAAGAUUAAUCCUGAACUGAUCGCACCAUGGAGGGGAAGCCACUCUGAUAACACGGUGCAGCUGCAGAGACUUUUUGACAGUGACAGCUACUGUCUGAUCCUGCCUCCUGAUCUUAAAUCAGCCAUUGCUGCCAUCACAUACAUGGCUGAGCAACUGAAAAAACAAGAUAUGGAUGAUACUAUGACUGAUGACUGGCAGUACAUUGCCAUGGUCGUGGACCGCCUCUUCCUCUGGCUUUUCGUUAUCAUCACCACCUUGGGCACCCUUGCCAUGUUUCUGGAUGCCAGCUUCAAUCACACACCUGAGGACCCUUUCCCAUGAGUGUAUCACACACACCAGACCAAUCUGACUAAAAGCGCACACACACACACACACACAUCCAUACUCUUUUCCAAAGGAAAACACACACAGUCUCUCUACAGCAUCUGUGACCACCCAUCUGUCUCCACCUAGGUUCCAGCAUUUGCCUAAAAGUUUUUAGUGCAAACUGGAUAUUUUUCAGCUUGUAGUUCCUACAACAAAUCAGAAGAGGGCACCAGAGUGUGAGUUAUGAGUUACAGUGAGUGCAGUUAUUAGUACUUGUGCAGUUAGUUAGUAUUUGUUCUAGUUUUUACCUUGCAUGGACUCAUGAACAAAUUCUUCAGAUUCCACAGAUCACUCAUGUCUUUAUACAAUUCCUGACUUUUCAUCUACUAAUUUAAUGGUGUCACUGAGGUAGGUGUGUAUAGGGAACAUGGUUACUCUGAUAAAACAGAGGAAAUAAUAUUUUGUACGUUAUGCAGUGUCUGUUUGAUUAAAAUGUGUAAUGCACUGCUGUAAAAAAAACGCAUUCUCUUUCUCUGUGUAAACUUUAAUUUGUGAAUAAAAUACACUCACCAGACACUUUAAUAGGAACACAUUCAUGCAAUUAACCAAUCAGCCAUGUGGUAGCAGCACAGUGCAUAAAAUCAUGCAGAUACAGGUCAAGAGCUUCAGUUAAUGUUCACAUCAAACAUCAGAAUGGGGAAAAAAAUGUGAUCUCAGUGACAUGUGUCCACUGUAGCCUCAGAUUCGUGUUCUUGGGUGACAGGAGUGGAACCCAGUGUGGUCUUUUGCUGUUGUAAACCAUCCACCUGAAGGCUUGGUGUGUUGGGGAUUCUGAGUUUUUCUGCUCACCACGGUUGUAAAAGUGCUUAUUUGAGUUACCGUUGCCUUCCUAUCAGCUCGAACCAGUCUGACUAGUCAAGGCAUUUCCACCCACAUAACUACCACUGACUGGAUGCUUUUUUUUUUUUUUUUUACUCAAACCAGACGAUCUGGUGAAAAUAACGAUGCCACAGGCACUAAGGUUACAUUUUCCCCCCAUUCUAAUGCUCAAUCCGACUAUUACCUGAAGUUCUGCAUGAUUUAUGCAUUGCACCGCUGCCACAUGAUUAACUGACUGGAUAACCACAUGAAUUGAGCAGGUGUACAGUUCAUUCAUAUUCAAGUGAAGUGAAGACACAGGAGUUACAUCACCUGUUAAUCACUUAGAAAGUGUGUUUGAGCAGGGAAAACACUAAGUCCACAUAUAAUCUUAGAAAAGAGAUGUUUUGUCUCAUUCCACAUCUCUCUCUCUCUCUCUUCUUAUGCUGUCUCUUCUAAUUUCUCUCUUGAGUCCUGUCUCAGGCAUAACUAUGAUCAGGAAUGUUGGGGCCUUUUUCAGACAACAGUAUACAGACAUGAGAUUGGAAAUCAUAAACUAGUCAAGACAACAUUAUUUAUAUAAUUAAAUUACAAGGUAUUAAAACUAUGGCA